This is a messenger RNA of Scophthalmus maximus (turbot), 2082 nucleotides long. It is a transcript of the gene slc45a2, whose product is annotated as solute carrier family 45 member 2. The transcript has 7 exons. Bases 343 to 2061 code for a protein of 572 amino acids. The record is from RefSeq and is a predicted model, not a curated record. Gene Ontology annotation, cellular component: membrane. Lineage: Eukaryota; Metazoa; Chordata; Actinopteri; Pleuronectiformes; Scophthalmidae. Gene Ontology annotation, molecular function: sucrose:proton symporter activity.
UUCUCCUCCCCUUUCGUUCUCUUUUUCAUCAGGUUGAGCCCUGCUCAGAGUUCAGAGCAGGAGGCAGACCCUCACAUGUAGAGUAAAGCUGUGUGGAUCUGGGACUUGCUGCUCAGCUAUGCAGUAGAGAGGAGGAUUAGCACCAGCUGAGCACCAGUGCAAGGAUCGGGCUUUUGGCCUUUAUCCAUCACCCGUCUGUCUGAGAGAGGGAGAGAGAGAGAGAGAGAGACACUUCCAUACUCUUUGUCUUUGGCUCUUUUUAACUUCAAUCUCCCCUUUUUCUAUCUUUCUCUCCUUCUUCCUUUUUCUCCUUGCACACCCAUCGCUCCCCCUCUCUCACCCAUGACCCUUCUGUCAGAGGACCAGUCUGUGCGGCCCCAGCCCUGCCAGGCCCCGGAGCCUGCCGGCAAACACAUCUGCACGUCUUUGGAGCGACGCGCGACGGAGCACACUGGCUCCAGAGAGGACUACAUGGACAUUAGCGGGGAGAGCGCCGUGUUCGAAGCCGUGGAGCCCCCCAGGCGCUCCCGGGGCCGCCUCCUCCUCCACGGCCUGGUCAUGUUCGGAAGGGAAUUCUGCUACGCCGUGGAGGCAGCCUUCGUCACGCCGGUGCUCCUGAGCGUGGGCCUCCCCCGCAGCCUGUACAGCCUGGUGUGGCUGAUCAGCCCCAUCCUGGGCUUCCUGCUUCAGCCCAUCAUCGGCUCGGCCAGCGACUACUGCCGCUCGCCAUGGGGCCGGCGGCGGCCUUACAUCCUGGUGCUGGGCAUCCUCAUGCUGCUGGGAAUCACCCUGUUCCUCAAUGGAGAUGCUGUCGUCUCAGCGCUCGUCAGCGACCGGUCACUGAAGAGCAUUUGGGCCAUCGUGGUGGUGAUGCUCGGGGUCGUGCUGUUCGACUUCGCCGCAGACUUCAUCGACGGGCCCAUCAAGGCCUACCUGUUCGAUGUGUGCUCGCAUCGGGACAAGGAGCUAGGCCUGCACUACCAUGCGCUCCUCACAGGCCUGGGCGGGGCGUGUGGGUACCUGGUGGGGGCCAUGGACUGGGGUCAUUCUGCGUUGGGUCAGGUGCUGGGCUCCGAGUACCAAGUCAUCUACUUCUUCUCAGCAUUGACCUGGAGCAUCUUCCUCACGGUGCACCUUUUCAGUAUCAAAGAGCAGCCUCUGGCCAAGGACCCAUCUGCUCCUGACACAUCACCUCCCAGCGCCCUGCGCGUCUUGGGAUCCCACAGCAAUGGCUACGGCACGUUAUCGAAGGAGCCCGUCUCCGCCGUGGCCCCGGCAUCGGCCCCGGACCUCAGGCCGAGGUCCUUCUCUGCCCUCGGGGAGGCCAACUCCGUGACCUCCAGCGCCAAGCAGCCAAACAAGGAGGCCCAGAAGAGGAUGACAUUCAGGUCGCUGAUGAAAGUCAUCAUCAACAUGCCAAGCCACUACCGCUGCCUGUGUGUCAGUCACCUGCUUGGAUGGACAGCUUUCCUCUGCAACAUGCUCUUCUUCACCGAUUUCAUGGGACAGAUUGUGUACAAGGGAAAUCCAUAUGCAGAGCAUAACUCUACCGCCUACAUCACAUACGAGAGAGGAGUGGAAGUGGGCUGCUGGGGACUGUGUAUUAAUGCUGUGUCCUCUGCUCUCUACUCCUAUGUGCAGCACUUCCUCCUCCCAUACAUCGGCCUGAAAGGAUUAUACUUCAUGGGCUACUUUGUGUUCGGCCUGGGCACCAGUCUGAUUGGCCUCUUCCCCAACAUCAUUGCCACGCUCAUCCUCUGCAGCGUGUUCGGUGUCAUGUCCAGUACUCUCUACACCAUCCCAUUCAACCUGAUAGCAGAGUACCAGCGGGAAGAGCAGGAACAAGCGGCGAAGCGGGGGGACAAAGAGCUGCCGCGGGGCACCGGCGUGGACUGCUCGGCGCUCACCUGCAUGGUCCAGCUGGCUCAGAUCCUGGUGGGCGCGGGGCUCGGCGCUCUGGUCAACCUGGCGGGAAGUGUAAUCGUGGUGGUGCUCUCAGCCUCCACCGUGUCUCUGUUAGGCUGCAUCUUCAUCGCCAUCUUCAUUAGAUAUGUGGAAUGACCCUGCUCAUAUGAAAGUAUU